AUGUCUCUUCAUGAAGAAGUGGACACACUGAAGUCUCUUUAUAAGGAAGUGAAAGUUCAUGGGACCCCUUCUUCCUUUGGUGCCAAUAACUCCGAGCUUCAAUAUUCUCUGGAGAUAGAGAAGAAGUCUUGUGAAGAGGAUGUCCGCAUUGCUUCAACAAUGGAAAGGACUUGCAUAAUUUAUGGUAUCUUUCUUAGUUCUUUCCCUUUGGGAGCAACCAAUAUGACCUUUGGAACUCAUGGUCACCCAUCCCUUUUGGAGAGAACUAGCGUAACCAUUAAGCUUUGUUUCUACAUGUCUGAUCGAUAG
This is a messenger RNA of Vicia faba (fava bean), 309 nucleotides long. The record is from the annotation of a GenBank genome assembly. NCBI's taxonomy places the organism in Eukaryota, Viridiplantae, Streptophyta, Magnoliopsida, Fabales, Fabaceae.